Messenger RNA from Syngnathus typhle (broad-nosed pipefish), 1530 nucleotides. Its product is annotated as protein c-Fos-like. The record is from RefSeq and is a predicted model, not a curated record. Lineage: Eukaryota; Metazoa; Chordata; Actinopteri; Syngnathiformes; Syngnathidae. Gene Ontology annotation, biological process: regulation of transcription by RNA polymerase II. Gene Ontology annotation, molecular function: RNA polymerase II cis-regulatory region sequence-specific DNA binding; DNA-binding transcription factor activity, RNA polymerase II-specific. Gene Ontology annotation, cellular component: nucleus. Bases 19 to 1017 code for a protein of 332 amino acids. The transcript has 4 exons.
AGAAAAUCGAAAGAAAUCAUGCACCCGGAUUAUUCCUCGGACUCGUCGUCGUCCAGCUGCAGCACAGCAUCGCCUGGCGGGGACACUCUUGGGUGCAGCCUGCAGCCUCUGUCACCGGCACCUGACAACGACCAGGAGGUGGAGAGCGGCGCGUCGGACUGCGUGGUCCCCAGCGCGGAUGCCAUCUCGCCGGAUCGGUGGCGCACGUCUCAACCGAGCGUCUCGCCUUCCAAAGAGGGCAGCAGGGGCCAGACGCCUUUUAAGAAGAAGGCCAAGCCCUCCGCCUGCAUAAAAGGGCACAAAAACAAGCCUUCCAAAGAAGAGGACGAGAGGCGGAGAAUUCGCCGGGAGCGGAACAAAAUUGCUGCGGCAAAAUGCCGGAACAGGCGCAGGGAGCUGAUCGACACGCUGCAAGCUGAAACUGACCAACUGGAAGAGGAGAAGUCCAUCCUUCAGUCGGAGAUAGACGAGCUCCUGAAGGAGAAGGAGCGCCUGGAGCAGGUGUUGUCCUCGCACGACUCCUCCUGCUGUAAGCUGGAGGAGAAAGCUGACGAGGACGAAGACACGAUGACGUCGCCCGAAAGCCUGGCCCAAGUCCGCUGCAUCCCGGCCGCCGCCAUCUUCGGCAACUCCAACCUCCUCCUGUCCUCCAACCUGGAGGAGGACCAAGACGAGAGCCUGGAGGAUCUGAAGGACGACCUGGACGACUUGGUCCCCAGUCUUGAGAUGGAGGCGUCCGAGGAGGGGGAGGCGGCGGCCGGGGCCUUCGUCCCCGACAUCGUGGACCUGAGCGGGCCUCUCUGCCUGCCCGACUGGGAAACCUUGUACAAGUCGGUGGCCGACGACCUGGAAUGUCUGGCCGCGCCGCUCGCCGCGUCUUCCGGCCCCUCGUGGGGGGGGGGCAUCUACCGCACCGGCGUCUUCUCCUUCAACUUGGCCGACUUGGACGCCCUGGCGGAGGACGCCCGGAGCGGCCCGGAAGACAGUCUCAACUCACCGACGCUCCUGGCGUUGUGAAUGGAAAAGGGAAAAAAAAAAAAAAGCAAGUACAAUGUAGGGUGAAUCAUAUCCGUACUAUAUAUCAAAUAUCUAUCGUAAAAACGCCAAACUGUGAUCUAGAGGGGUUCACUGUACUCUUGUUUUUUUUUUGGGUAGUGUAUGUUUGCUGUUGUUGAAACUUCCAAAGUGCAGCGGGGGCUGAAUUCUUCCAUUCUGGUGCAAGUGCGGUUGUCCAAAAUGAACGCUUCACAAAUACAUGCAUGCAAAUCUCUUACAACAAGUGUCUUUUAUCCCUUAGCUGUCAUGUAAAGGCGGAUCGAAACAUGUAUAGGUGCUGUAGACAAACUUGUGAUGUAACAAUUACCAAAAGAGUCACCGACGUGUAGCAUUUUACGUCUUGCCAUGUAAUGUCAUAUUUCAAUGUUUGUGCCAUCUCUAUUUUACUGGGACAUAUUUUAUGACAUAGUUUAUUUUUUUACAGAUGGAAAAUAUGCGAUGCAAAGAGGGGAAAAAUAAACGGUGACAUUGAAA